AUGUCUCUUGAGAGCGGCAUUCAACAGGGGCGCAUUACCGUCAAAGUACAUCGUGCAGAUUCUCUUGUUGCUCUCAACCCGGAUGGCAGCUCAAAUCCAUGCGUGACGGCAACGAUUGGCCAGCAGUCACAGACAACGGCUGUUGUCAGGGGGACGACGAACCCGUCCUUUGACGCCACUCUCACCUUCAUUGCCUGCCCCCUGCCGACCAUUCUGACUCUGAGGGUAUACAAUAAGGCAACGUACACAGAGGCGGAGGAGCUUCUCGGCAGCGCAACGUUGACGCUCUUUUCGGCGUCUCCCAUGACACGUCGCACGCUGCAACUCGGGCACGGCGGGAAUGUUUCGCUCUCGCAAAAGGCUCGUGACGGGUGCGGCUCCUUGGAUGUAUCGUACGAGGUUGUCAUCAUGACACCGAGCGAGGUGGCGGCGCAGACGAAAAAAAGUGUGGCCAACGAUGAUCUUCCAGAGUUUUUGCGUGACGACAGCGGGGUCAUGAAAUUCACUUCGGCGUACGCAGCGGUGGAGCAACCGCCGCCAGCACCGCCGCCGCCACCAAAAGUGACGGCGCUGCCUGCCCCUAGUGAACCUCUUGGAGCUCCGCAACUUUCACAGCCACCACAACCCAUGCAGCCUGCAUCCACACAAAUGCCGCAGCUUCCCUCCAUGCUUUCGCCACCACAACCAACAUCCGUGCAGCAGCCACACUUUUUUUCUUCGACGAGUGGGCUGCUUGGGGCGGUUGCGGUUCCCCCACCCACUCCGCAGAAUGCCAGUGAACCUGUGACACGACAAAACCCUGUUGUGAUGGCCUCGUCGUCAACACCGCCGGUGGUGCCGCCACAAAACUUGCCUACCAACCCGUCUUUUACUGUUGCACAGGGUGUGGAGUCACCUGCGGCGCCCUUUUUUUCAGGCAGUACAUACCCCACUGCUUCCAGUGAUCCGGCUGCUCCCACAGGGCAAUCAUUACAUGCUAUGCAGCCAUCCAUGCACGGCAUCUCGGCGUUAGGUGAUGCUGUCGAUGUACAGCAGGUGGCGAAUACAGGUGGCGUCAUGGCAGGGGAAUUCGCAUUGCGGCCGAUGCCACUUCCCUCAUCACAGUCAAAUAUCCGACCCAAUUCGGCGGCAAUAUCCUCUUCAGUGAAUAGCAGUACGACGCCCGAUACUACUUUUGCCUCUUCCUCGAGUGCCACUAGUAGUCGUCAGCGACCGCAACAGCAAGAUUCUGGACAGAAUCAGCAGCAACAGUUAGUGACACCAUUGCCACCACCACCACCACCAGGAAAACAACCGCUAUCAUUACCACAGCCGUCAACCUCCGUUACAGGGGCGGGGGUUGCGCUCACGGCCGCGACCCAUACCACGGCUACAACGACUAGUCCAGGAAGAGACAAUGAAAAGCCCCUCAAAAAGGUGACCAUUAUGGCUUCUGCGAAGGAUCAGACUGGAGGUGCUGCGACAGCAACCACGAAGAAAAGUAACAAUGCGGUUACGAAAAGGGCAUUAGUGAAGGCAUUACCUCUAGCGGAUCGCGGGUCCCGCCUUACAGCAGUGAGUCCCAUGCGGGAGAACCGCCGCUCUUCAUCUGCAAACGGUGUGCGUUCAUCCUCUCGUGGACGCGCGUCGGCCCUGUCGGCGACACUGAGCACCGCUCAUCACUCACCGGCAUUGUAUCAGUGGCCUGACGAUCUUCUUGCCGCGGCUGCAGAAGGGAACACGGCGGUGUUCCAAAAACUUCGGGAAGAUGAUCCGCUAUUGUCCCGCGGUUUUGAUAAUGUGCGGGACUACUCUGGGCGCACCAUUUUGCACAUUGCGGCGUGGCACGGCCACACGAAUGUUCUCAGGACGCUUCUGCAGGCAUCACCAUCGGUGCCAAUCAUAGAGCUGCGGGCCCUGCGUUCCAAUAAUGGCAACACAGUUUUGCACAGCGCGGCACAGGGCGGUCGCGCGGAUGUUGUGCAGUGGCUGCGUUUUGGACACCCUGCAACCGGUACGCUGGUUGGGCUGCGCAACUUGCGCGGCUUGACGGCGACAGACUGCGCCCGAGAGGCUGGAUUUAUGGACAUUGCAACGAUGCUCGACGAAUCAUAA
Messenger RNA from Trypanosoma cruzi, 2094 nucleotides. RefSeq lists its product as uncharacterized. Gene Ontology annotation, molecular function: protein binding. NCBI's taxonomy places the organism in Eukaryota, Euglenozoa, Kinetoplastea, Trypanosomatida, Trypanosomatidae. Bases 1 to 2094 code for a protein of 697 amino acids. The transcript has a single exon. The record is from RefSeq and is a predicted model, not a curated record.